Messenger RNA from Zophobas morio, 2174 nucleotides. Its product is annotated as neprilysin-2-like. The coding region runs from base 39 to 2126 and encodes 695 amino acids. Gene Ontology annotation, molecular function: metalloendopeptidase activity. Gene Ontology annotation, biological process: protein processing. The record is from RefSeq and is a predicted model, not a curated record. Gene Ontology annotation, cellular component: plasma membrane. NCBI's taxonomy places the organism in Eukaryota, Metazoa, Arthropoda, Insecta, Coleoptera, Tenebrionidae. The transcript is spliced from 9 exons.
CACUUUGUUCAUUCGAGAAGACACAGCACCGUAACAAAAUGGUCACCGCUUGUUUCAAAGACAGAAGUACCUUUAUAAAAUGUCUUGUCUUCCUCGUGUCAGUUCUUAUCAUGAUCUUAGUGGCACUUGCCGUAAUCCUGGUUACUCGGACAGCAGCAGCCAAUAACAUCUGUAAAACGGAACACUGCAUUAAUCUGUCAGCCCAAGUUAUAAGAUACGCUGACAAAUCGAUGAAUCCAUGUGAUGAUUUUCACGGGUUCGUGUGUGGGAGUUUUAUUAAGAACAGAAGAGAGAUUCCCAUUCCGACACCAGAAGAAGAAUUAAACACUAUGAUAAAAGAUCUAGUCCAGAUGGAAGAUUCGAAACCGUUUAUUAUGCAGAAGUCGUUCUAUUUGUCAUGUUCUAAUUUGGGAGCGAUCGAAAUGGACGAUGAUGAAACACUUCUGAAUCUAUUUUAUAGUGUGGGAGAUUGGCCGGUCCUUCGUGGGUCACACUGGAGUGGAGCCUUUUUUGAAUGGACAGAAGUCGCAAAGAAAAUUCGUAGAACGGGGUUGAAGUUUGAUUGGUUUCUGGAUUUUAGUGUGUAUCCAGAUAUUAAUGAUACGGGUUUGAAUAUUUUGAAAAUUGAUAUUCCGUCUCUUUCGCCGUUCAAAAGUGAAGAAAUUUUUCCUCGUCAGAAGUUUUUUACGAAAGUUGCCAUAGCGUUAGGUGCUCCCGAAAGGUUGGCGCAUUAUGAAACUGGUAGAACGAUCGAUUUUGAACAAGAUUUAAGAACUCUUGCCGAUAACCACAGAAACCAGAAAAAACGCAACUGGGUUUCACCUCCAAAAGUAACAAUUAACGAAGUUCAAACCCUAUGGCCCAACAUCCGCUGGCUAGAAUUAAUCAACAACAUAACAGGCUUAAACUUGAUGGGGUCCGAUUACGUUAUCUUCGACGAAGUCAUCGACUACGUCAAAGACUUGAAUCACCUAAUUUAUGGAAUUCCAAAAAGAAUUGUAGCCGACUACAUGAUGUGGAAAGUCGUAGAAGAAUAUUGGCAGUUCCUGUCCCAACCAGUCCGCGAGCUUUUCGAAGAAUACUACGAAAAAGAAUACAACCGUCCGCCGGAACUCAACCGUCAGAAAUUUUGCAUAAACGAAAGCAGAAAACAGUUCCCAUUGAUUGCGGAGUCUGAGUACAUUCGUCGCCACGUGACUCAACAGAAACGAGAAUUAGUGAAGGAGAUGCUUUUUAUUGUUCGAGACAAGUUUAUCAGUAUGGUGAAAAAAGCUACAUGGAUAAAUAAGGAAGUCAGGCAUAGGGUGGUUUUCAAAUUAGAGAAUAUGGAAUUUUUGGUUGGAGGGCCUCGACAGAUAUUUGACGAAUACGGGUUCGCCGAGGACUUGGGGUUAUUUGGGUUCGUGUUUAAAUCAAGGAAUGUUAUCGAUAUGCUCAUGGAGCGGAGGAUCCGGUUUUAUGACAACUAUUUCCGGGUAGUUAAUAAGGCAGUAACGAAUAGUACGUUGGAAUUUUACGAGAAGGUUCUUAAUAUAAGCAGAUUUACGGUUAUAAAUGGCAACACAUUAGUGAUACCGGCAGCUGUAUUAAGGGACGUGUUUUAUAAUCCAAAACUGCCGAAUUACUUCAAUUAUGCGACAGUGGGGAAAGCGUUAGCACAAGCAAUAUUUGAACACGUUUUCGAUCUAAACAAUGAGAGUGCCACUGAUGAAGACAACGACAACUACAACAGCUUCCGGACGUUGGACAUUUUUGAGUCUGCGGUAAAGUGCUUAACAAAAGAAUCAUCCUCCUACAUGCACAAUGCAGAGCUAAAAAGACCGAAGAAAAUGCGCCAACUCUUAGCUCAAUUCGUGGCUCCAGAAGUAGCCUAUGAAUCUUACAAGGAGUGGGCUGUGUACCAUCCGCAAGAGUUCGGACUACCGGCUCUGGAAUUUACCCCCAGCCAAUUAUUCUGGAUUCACACAAGUAAAUUAUCUUGUAGCAAAAUUUACUCGAAACGCGACAGGGAUUAUUCUCGCUUUAAAAUUAUUGGUCCAUUGAGGAAUUCACGCAAUUUUCCUGCAGAUUUCAACUGUUCACAAAGUUCUACGAUCUUGCCGAAGAGACAGUGUCGGAUAUUGUAAACACUUAACGUUAAAUGCUAUUUAUGUUGUGAUAAUAAAGUUAAAUGU